AUGCCGAGUCAAAUCCUGCACGAUGACCUGUGGUGGCAGGGACCUAGAUUCCUGCGAUUUAGAAUGGAACAAUGGCCUGAGCAAGUUAUUAUGGUUCCAGAACGGCAUAUAGUUAACGAAGAAGCUCGGUCCGUUUUGGCACUACACGUUUGCGUCAGCGGAGAUGAACUCUUCGAUCGCUUCUCCGAACUAUCAAAAUUAAUAAAAUUCGUCGCCUACUGUCACCGUUUUCGAAGUAACUGUCGUACUCCAAAAGAUCAACGUUCGAAUGGACCGCUUUCGUCAGACGAAUGCGAGAUUGCAUUGAAGAAUUUGAUUCGUAUUACUCAACAUUCAGCCUUCCCAUUAGAGGUUAAAAGCUAUGCUCUUGCACAAGAUUCGCCGAGAAUACCGAAAUCACCACUCCGUAACCUCAACCUAUUAAUGGAUAAUUUCGGACUUCUGAGAAUUGACAGCCGAAUACGCAACUCUAAUGCUCCAUUUGAUAGCCGUUUUCCAAUUCUGCUACCAUCGAACCACAAACUUAGUUUCCUGAUUGCACGAGCAACGCAUCUCAAGACAUUACAUGGUGGUCCAUCACUCCUGCUUGCCACGUUGCGUCAACGUUACUGGCCGCUCCGGGGUCGCAAUCUGGUACGUAAAGUCGUUCGUCGCUGCGUGACCUGCUUCCGAUGUCAACCAAAACCUACCACACAGAUCAUGGCACCUCUACCAGCAGUCCGCCUCACACCAGCCCGUCCAUUCUCGUAUACGGGGUUGGAUUAUUGCGGGCCGUUUUACGUUCGUCCAUUGAAUGGGAGAGGAGUGUCGGUGAAAGUGUACGUAGCGCUCUUUGUAUGUUUAGUGGUGAAGGCUGUUCACAUCGAAGUCGUCGUCGAUCUCUCCGCUGCGUCGUGUAUCAACGCCGUGAAUCGCAUCGUCGCACGCCGUGGCCGUAUUAUUGAGCUACAUUGCGAUAAUGCGACCGCAUUCGUCGGAGCAAAUCGUGAGUUCAUCGCGUCGCGUAACGAGUUCCUGCAUCAGUUCAAGGGCGACGAGUGGCGACAUCACUGUUUGCACAACGGAAUCAGGUUUCGAUUUAUUCCUGCUCGUUCACCCCACUUUGGAGGACUCUGGGAUGCGGGAGUCAAGUCAUUUAAGCACCACUUCCGUCGCAUUAUGGGACCGAAAGCGUACACAAUGGACCAUUUUCUCACGAUUCUUGCUCAAGUGGAGGCUACACUCAACUCUCGUCCUCUGUCGCCUUUGUCGGACUCUCCUGAUGAUCUUGAUGUCCUCACGCCGGCACAUUUUUUAAUCGGUGAGCCACUAGUUACGAUUGCUGAACCCGAUCUGAGUCACAUAAAACCCGGACGCCUGGAUCGCUUCCAGGAGAUGAAGAAAUCAACGCAGGAUCUCUGGACCCGUUGGUCACGGGAUUACCGAAGCCAACUGCACCAACGAACUAAGUGGAGAAAUUCUCAAACCAACCUGAAGCCAGGACAGCUGGUUCUGCUGAAAGAUAACACUCCGCCGCUCCAGUGGCCUUUGGGGCGCAUCGUCGAGACCAUCCCUGGAAAGGAUGGUCAUGUUCGUGUGGUCGUCGUUAAAACGGCAACAGGGCAGUAUAAACGAGCUGUCACUGAGGUCUCUGUUCUGCCAACGGAUCCUGAUGCAGAAGACGAGUCAGAAGAUGUCAUUUCUGGUGCUCAAAAACAGUCGAGUGUCGGUUGA
Molecule: messenger RNA, 1713 nt
Organism: Toxorhynchites rutilus septentrionalis
Lineage: Eukaryota; Metazoa; Arthropoda; Insecta; Diptera; Culicidae
Exons: 1
Coding region: 1-1713 (570 amino acids)
Biological process (GO): DNA integration
Molecular function (GO): nucleic acid binding
Source: RefSeq, a predicted model, not a curated record